Molecule: messenger RNA, 612 nt
Organism: Lolium rigidum
Lineage: Eukaryota; Viridiplantae; Streptophyta; Magnoliopsida; Poales; Poaceae
Exons: 3
Coding region: 122-334 (70 amino acids)
Source: RefSeq, a predicted model, not a curated record
GUCUGAUUCGUUCUCUCUCUCUCUCCAUCUCGCCACGCUCCCUCUCCGUGUCUUCCCCAACUACGGCGACGGAGGCGGCGACCGAGCUCCAGCUUCUACCAAGCAGUUUUAAGGCAAACACAUGUCCAGGGCACGCAAUGCUCUAGUUGUCACUGGUCUGGUGAUCUUUGCUGGUUCUGGCCUAGCAUUUCCCUUCUAUUUUGUGAAAUCAAAGAACAAACCUAUUAUUGAUUCAUCGAAGCCUCUGCCACCGCAGGCUACUUUCCGGGGACCCUAUGUGAAUACUGGUUCACGCGACAUAGGGCCUGAUCAUACCGAGUACCCCAAGAAAUGAUAUCCCCUCUUGUUUUUUCUGUUCUUUUUGCCAUGGAUAGAAAACAAGUGGAAUGCUGAUUUAUUAGUCAGAUUAUUAUCGGCUUAUGGUGUUGGGCUGGAUGGAUGAUGGAAUUGCAGUACUAGAUUGGUUUCAGUUUCAGGUGAUAUAUGCAGAAUGCAUCAAUAUGUAGCCCCUCGUGGGUUGUAAGCAUUUUGAUCGUUUCUUGUGCUCUAGUGGCCAUUCCUUCCGCCGCACUAUGCCUUUUUUACGCAAUAAAAUGUUUUGAGUGUACGUCA